This is a messenger RNA of Pygocentrus nattereri (red-bellied piranha), 2228 nucleotides long. Its product is annotated as GTPase IMAP family member 9-like. The coding region runs from base 21 to 1052 and encodes 343 amino acids. The transcript has a single exon. The record is from RefSeq and is a predicted model, not a curated record. Gene Ontology annotation, molecular function: GTP binding. NCBI's taxonomy places the organism in Eukaryota, Metazoa, Chordata, Actinopteri, Characiformes, Serrasalmidae.
UGUGUCUCUUUCUAGGAGCUAUGAAUGACCUGAGGAUUGUGCUUCUUGGAAAAACAGGAGAUGGAAAAAGCAGCUGUGCGAACACAAUACUAAAUGAAGACGUAUUCCCCAUUGGACAUUCAUCCAUCUCAGAAACCCACAAAUGUGAGUCUAGAACAAAGCUCAUCAAUGAAAAGGAAAUAUCAGUGGUUGACACACCAGGACUUUUUGUCACAAGUCUUCCUGAAAAAGAAUUAGAGUCUGAGAUGCUGCGCUGUAUUGUUGAGUGUGCACCAGGACCACACGCCUUCGUGAUUGUGCUCAGAGUUGGAAGAUACACAGAUCAGGAGAAGGAAAUUGUGAACAAAUUAACAGCUGCAUUUGGAGAGGAAGCUUUAAAAUAUGCAGUGGUCCUCUUUACCCAUGGUGAUCAGCUCUCUGAAGACCAGAGGAUUGAAGACUUUGUGAAACAGAGCACAGAGUUACAGGGUCUGGUAGAUAAGUGUGGAGGUCGUGUUCAUGUAAUUGAUAAUAAAUACUGGAAUCAGCAGCAGGAUGAGUACAGAAACAACAGAGUUCAGGUAGAGAAGCUACUGAAGACCAUAGAGGAGAUGGUGAGGAAGAAUGGAGGACUGUGCUACAGUAAUGAGAUACUGCAGGAGGUCAACAGAGCAAUAGAAGUAGAAUGUGAGAACAUUAUCAGGAAUAACAAUGAAGAUUCACAAGAUGUCAACAAUGUAAUACAACAAGCAAAACAAAGAGUGCAUACAAAACUGUCAGUGAGAUUAGUUGGGGUGACAGUAGGGGCUUUGCUAGGUGCUCUGCUUGGCUUUGGAGCAGCAUUAUAUGUGUCUUAUAAAGCGGCACAUGUAGUGCCACCACAAGCAGCUGCUUGUGUGUUUGGGUCAGCAAUAAUAGCUGGGUCAGUAGCAGGGGCAGUAGUAGGAGGAUGUGUAGGUUAUAAAGCUGUAGAGGGGGCAGAGACUCUGACUGAAGCAAUGAAGAGAUCAGCUAAGGUGGUCUGGGAGUAUGAAAAGAUUGAACAGCUCAUCAAAAGAUUUCAGAAAAUUUAGGUUAUUGGAAAAACAACAAUUAAAAAAAAGAGGAUAUAAUUAGAUUGUUUUUCCUAAAAAAGCUUGAAUGUGGCAAACUGGUGUUUGUUAAUACAUUUAAACCACCCAAAGAACCAGUUUAAUGUAAUUUCAUAUCAUCACACCUGUGUAGAAUGCUUUGAUUACUCAAACAGUACUGUGUAGAAAUCAGAACCCAACCAUCAAUUAUUAAAACUGUGAUUAUGUUAUUAAUAUUUCAGCAACAUAAAAAAGCAUAAAGAAAACUUGCAUUUAACAGAAGAUUACACAGAAGCUGCAACAGCUAAAUAUAAUAUUGAGUUCUAUAGUGUUUAGUCUGUCCACCUAUUUUUUUUAUUAUAGCUUCCAGUCUUUACAGAAAACCAGUGACAUCGGAAUGUGUUCUACAAUAACUGAAACAUGUCAUUAUUGUGGUCUGGUAUUGCCCCUUUUUGCUUUUUCCUUUUUUCUUCUGUUCAAUAUUUUUCUACCAGGUUGACCUUCUGAUUUUGGGAUGGCCCAUGCGUCGUUUGCUCAUGCUUCUUGGUCUUUGACUAUGAUGUAUCAUUGAAAAUCCUCAACCAAGGAGCAGCGCCUGGCCAGUGUGCCCCACUCGGGCAACACCGUGCGGCCAUGUCUGUUUCGACCUUUGAUUGCUUCUUGUUGUCUGUUUUAAUGUAUUAAUAGCCUAGUAGGUCAUUAAUUGCCAUCUUUUGGAUAAAUGGAUUUUAAGUUUGGACAUUUGGAUUUAAACUGACUACUAUGGAUUACUGAAGGGUUGCCUUGACAUUUAUAGAUCUUUCUUCUAAGCUAGUUGGCUUUUUAAUUCUGUCUUUGGAAGCUGAGCUCUGUGUACAAUUACUAAUGUUAACCAAGACUUAUAGGUGCUGUAGGGGUGGGUGCUCUUUAUUUGAUAACGUUUUCUCCUGUUUUACACUCAGUGAGUUAGGGAAGAUGUUUGUAUUUUCUUUUUCUUUUGUUUUGGAUCAGGAAAGGAACCAUCGUGAGGUGGUAGGUUUGAUUUUGUUUGUUGUUUUUGCCUCAGCCCACCCUGAAGCCAUCUAAUCUUUUUCUUGUCAUGUUGAUUUAUAUAUUGUAUGUCCAUGUACUAUAAAGAUACUUGGUAUGAUGAAACGUAAAGUAAAAAAAAAUGAAUAUAAAUGUUUGGCUUUAAUCAAA